Odobenus rosmarus divergens (Pacific walrus) is the source of this 939-nucleotide messenger RNA. RefSeq names its product olfactory receptor 6C2-like. Gene Ontology annotation, biological process: G protein-coupled receptor signaling pathway. Lineage: Eukaryota; Metazoa; Chordata; Mammalia; Carnivora; Odobenidae. Gene Ontology annotation, cellular component: membrane. The coding region runs from base 1 to 939 and encodes 312 amino acids. The record is from RefSeq and is a predicted model, not a curated record. The transcript has a single exon. Gene Ontology annotation, molecular function: olfactory receptor activity; G protein-coupled receptor activity.
AUGAGAAACCAUUCAGCAGUAACAACGUUCAUCAUACUGGGUUUGACAAAUGACCCACAGCUAGAGAUUUUGGUUUUUAUCUUUUUGUUUAUCACAUAUCUGUUAAGUGUAAUUGGGAAUCUGAUCAUAAUUUCUCUCAUCUUCAUGGAUUCUCAUUUAAAAAUAGCUAUGUAUUUUUUUCUUCAGAAUUUCUCUUUCUUAGAAAUCUCAUUCACAACUGCCUGUGUCCCCCCAUACCUGUACAUCAUAUCAAGUGGGGACAGAACCAUCACCAUCAAGGCUUGCUUCAGCCAAAUCUUUUUUAUUGUCCUCUUCGGAGCUACAGAAUUUUUUCUCUUGGCUGUGAUGUCUUACGACCGCUACGUGGCCAUCUGCAAACCCCUGCAUUACGUGACCAUCAUGGACAGCAGAAUCUGCAGGAGUCUCAUCCUCUGUUGUUGGGUAUCUGGCUUAUUGAUUAUCCUUCCACCCCUUGGUUUGACCCUCCAUCUGGAAUUCUGUGACUCUGUUAUUGACCAUUUUGUCUGUGAUGCUUCUCCGAUACUGAGGAAUUCAUGUUCAGAUACUUGGUUCAUAGAGCAGCUGGUUAUAGUCUGUGCUGUGUUGACCUUCAUAAUGACCCUUAUCUGUAUAGUUCUUUCAUACAUAUACAUCAUUAGGACAAUUCUAAGAUUACCCUCCGUCCAGCAAAGGAAAAAAGCCUUUUCCACCUGUUCUUCCCACAUGACUGUGGUUUCCAUCACCUAUGGCAGCUGCAUAUUUAUGUACAUCAAACCUUCAGCUAAGGAUGAAGUGGCCAUUAAUAAGGCUGUUUCUCUGCUCCCUAUAUCUGUUGCCCCUUUGCUGAACCCCUUCAUUUAUACCCUGAGAAAUAAACAAGUAAAGCAGUCUUUUUGUGAUGUCCUUAAAAGACUUGCAUUUCUUUCACAGAAAUAUUAG